This is a messenger RNA of Brassica rapa (field mustard), 1080 nucleotides long. RefSeq names its product cyclin-dependent protein kinase inhibitor SMR13. The record is from RefSeq and is a predicted model, not a curated record. Gene Ontology annotation, cellular component: nucleus. Gene Ontology annotation, biological process: regulation of DNA endoreduplication. NCBI's taxonomy places the organism in Eukaryota, Viridiplantae, Streptophyta, Magnoliopsida, Brassicales, Brassicaceae.
UACAUGAUAUCCGUUUUUCCAAAUAUCCGUAUUUUUCUGAAACAAAGCAAAUCGGAAAAUUAGAUAUACAUAUAAAGCAAAUCACAAAUACCCUUAAAAACUCGGAUAUCCGAUCCGUGUCCAGACUUACUUUGGAUCCUCCUAUAGUGAAAACGUUAGGUAGUCAAAAUCUAGAAACGUAAGUGACCCUCCCACUAACGUGUUGACCGGUGUCAUAUACUAUAUAUACUAACUAAGCUAAUAAACAACGUCUCUCUUCUUAUUCUUUCUCUCUCUUUCACUCACCUAACAUUGCAAAGGGAAAAGCCCUUCUUCUUUUCUUUUCUUGGGAAAACUCUCUUUUGAUUAGGUCUAAAAUGACAUCAAGAAAAGCAAGAAAACCAAACCGAGCUGAGAAGAAACUCAAAAGAACCCAUUUCAAGAAAAAGCUUCCACGACACAAGAACACCGACACACCCACUAUUCUCGACCAUACUUCUUCAUCUACUAUUGUCUCCUCGUGUUCUUCCACAACGACGACGUUUUCACCUGAAGACACAAGCUACUCUGUUCACUCUCCUUCUCCGAAGGUGCUGACGUCGUCACCAGGUAAAGGUGGUGUCGGCGGCGGUUGUUGUACCCCAAAAUCUCAAAAGUCUCGGAUACCGGAGAUACUGACGUGUCCACCAGCGCCGAAGAAGAAAAGAGUCCCACAGAACUGCACGUUACGACGGAGACAGAUCGUUUUCUUUGCUCCUCCAGAGAUAGAGCUCUUCUUCGUCAAAGCAAACCAUCAAUAAGCAGAUUUGAAUUAAUAUUUGUAGUCUUUUUUUUUUUGUUAUUGGUGCUAGGAUCGAUCGAUAUAGAAAGUAGUAUGAGAAGAUGAUCAAGAUUUCAUCUCUUUGAUUUGUUAAUACAAUAACGAAGAGUAUAUUAUAAUGAUAUCUAGUGAUGUUUUGUUUUGUUUUCUUAUUAUUUUGGUUUGUUUUUAACAUAUUGUUCCUUUGGCGCUUGCUUUUUUUGGGAGAGAUUUGAAUGAAGUCGGUUUGAGUUAUGUGGUAGGGUAUUAUUUUAUGAGAAAAUCAACUACGGUUUAAACUA